GUGGAACUGUUUGAAAAGGACAUAACGAACAUAAAGACAGAACUGAACCAUGUCUCUGCUGCUGACAAAUCUCCCAUCAGCCUCUACGAGUACUUCCACAUUUCCCCCAUUAAGCUGCACCUGAGUUUCUCUCUGAGCUCAGGCGGAGAGGAUGGCUUGACACAGAAGAGAGAUCGGAACUGAACCCUGUGCAGUUGCUCAAUUUGUUGCUGAAGAGUAUCAGCUCACUGACGUGCAGGAUGUUGUCUUCAAGCUGGCCUUUUUUGAAUUGACCUACCAGUUCUACACCACUCAGCAGCUCCAGUGGGAGGUCCUCAGACAUUAUUCUAAGCAGGCUAUUAAGCAGAUGUAUGUGCUGGUGCUGGGCCUCGAUGUUCUUGGAAACCCAUUUGGACUGAUCAGAGGAUUGUCAGAAGGGGUGGAGGAUUUCUUUUAUGAGCCCUAUCAGGGAGCCAUCCAGGGCCCUGAGGAGUUUGUUGAAGGAAUGGCUCUUGGGGUUAAGGCGCUGGUGGGAGGAGCUGUAGGCGGUAUUGCAGGUGCAGCCUCCAGGAUAACAGGUGCCAUGGCAAAGGGUGUCGCAGCGAUGACAAUGGAUGAAGAGUACCAGCAGAAGAGACGAGAAGCUAUGAACAAACAGCCCAGCGGUCUGAGAGAGGGGCUGACCAGGGGUGGAAAAGGACUGGUGUCUGGAUUUGUCAGUGGGAUCACAGGGAUCGUUACCAAACCUAUUAAAGGGGCCCAGAAAGAGGGGGCAGCGGGCUUUUUUAAAGGUGUUGGAAAAGGUUUGGUUGGUGCAGUAGCUCGACCAACAGGAAGUAUUAUUGACAUGGCCAGCAGCACUUUCCAAGGGAUCAAGAGUACCUUCAUUGCCCACCAGGGGGCUGCAGCCCACAGCUUAACACAGACUGUAUAAAACUUGGAUGUAGCAGCCCUGGUGUCAGCUGUUGCUUUGUGGAGCCCUGUUUUGAAUCCUGGAGAUGAGCAUUUCCACUGCUGCUGUCUUUGUUUAAAAGUUAAAUUUUUCUUUAUUAUUAUUAUUAUUAUUAUUAUUACUUCUGCACUGAACCUCGCCUUCCACUGCAGGAGAGAGUGAAGUUAGUCUUUCAUGCCAAAGAGUUUGGAAAGAUAAUAAACUUCAAAACUCCAGAGAUAGCCAAAUGGGUUCUCACCAAAUUGGAGGAUGCAAGAGAGAGUUUACCCAAGUACUGACUCUGAAGAUUGAGAAAUGCUAAACACACGAGCUCUGUGUGUGCCAGUGCCUUUUUUUCUUUACUGCAUGCUACCAAAAACAUUUUUGCCUACCGUAGCUUUAGAGAUUGAGUUUAACUUUCAUUUCUGGAUGUAAAGGAGGAUUUGGGUGUAGAAAUGUCAAUCUUAACAGUGACUGGUAGGGGGGGAAAAAAAUCCCUCGAGUAUCACUGAGGCCAAAUUAACUGUAAUUGUUGUAGCACAUUUAAUGUUGCACACUGUUUCUUUUACUGGAUUAUAUAAAAGGCAUGCUAAUAUGAAUUAGUAUGGCUUUAUAGUACACAUAAUUCAAAAAAUGUGCAUCCUUAAAGUUCUUCUUUUUCCUAUUUUUAUACAUUGCAGAAUAAAGACUGUUGAGUGUGUGAGUCAGAGAUGCAUGCUAUUUUUAUACUGUACUUACAUGCAUCAGUUUGCUGUAUAUGACCUAAUAUGAUGUCUAUCUGUAUAUAUCCAUCCCCGCAUCAGACUUUAUGAGGAGCUUGCAGUAUGAAAUUUUGUGAUUUUUAUGUUUUUAUACCACACAUAUGCAAUGCCAAACAUGGUCUUGGGCGCAUCACGGUUUAAUAUUACUAAAUACUUUCUGCUGCCAUUAACGUAGUUUUGUUUUCGGGGAACGAAAUAUUCACUGCGCUGGCUUUUUUUUUUUCAAUAAAAAUAAACGUUUUUUUGAAUUCAAA
This is a messenger RNA of Maylandia zebra (zebra mbuna), 1925 nucleotides long. The record is from RefSeq and is a predicted model, not a curated record. NCBI's taxonomy places the organism in Eukaryota, Metazoa, Chordata, Actinopteri, Cichliformes, Cichlidae.